This is a messenger RNA of Naegleria fowleri, 960 nucleotides long. RefSeq lists its product as uncharacterized. The transcript is spliced from 2 exons. The record is from RefSeq and is a predicted model, not a curated record. Lineage: Eukaryota; Heterolobosea; Eutetramitea; Acrasida; Naegleriidae. The coding region runs from base 1 to 960 and encodes 319 amino acids.
AUGAACACCUCUGAAAGCAGCUCCAACCCUUCUUCACCUCCUUCCAACAUCAACACUGAAGCAUUCAGUAAAUACAAAUUCGAUGAGUCCAUCUUUUCUCCGAAAGAACAAGAAAUAUUCAUCUUUCUUUCCGUGUGCAAUAAAUGUCGAAGAAAAAUCGCGGAAUUGCAAGUCGAUAAAUUCGAUCAAGAAAGAUUCAAAAAGAAGGAAACAAAAUUUCCACAUGAAAUGAAAACAAUUUUUGAAAGUUUGUGUACAGCCAAACAAUUAUUCACAUCAUCAUUGACACCUCCCUGUUUAAGUGCAUGGAAAGAUAUUGACAUUUCUUCCAAAUAUUAUUAUUCCAAUGAAAGAAAUGCACUUUUUAAAGACAUGUUAAAUUGUGCUUCCUUGGAUUAUGAUCAAGACAUGAAUCGAUACAUUAAUUUUAAAGACGAUCAAUCUUAUGAGAAUUACAUGAAAAUGCAAGAAUUUGGAAAUCAACUGGCUCAACGUGGAAGUGUUACAAAAGUUUCAGUCAUUUAUAACAAUCUUAAAAAUCCAAUUAUGGAUGAAAAUGGACAAAUUAUUCAAGGAGAUAAUUCUUCAAGCCCAGCUGGUGGAGAUAGUGGUGGUCAUGUCUCACUUUCUCAAACUGAUAUUGUGAAAAUGAAAAAAAUUAUUCGAAAAUUGAAAUUGGAAAAGCACACCGAUUAUGUUUUGGAUGAUUUUGAAGAUUUGAAAACACUUCCACCACAUUUUCAAGCUUAUUCCUAUGCACUCUCUUCUGCAUUAUGCUCCAAUCAUGUCAUUCAAUGUUUAAGAAAAAGAACACCACUUCCAGCAAGAAAAGUGGCAAGUAUGAGUGAUCAGCAAUUGGUCGACGAGGCUUCCUUUUUUGAGGUCAGUGAUUGCAUUGCUUCACAACCUUGCUCCAUGAAAGCUGUGGAUUUAUUGGAUCAUUUGAAAACUCUGGAAUAA